Molecule: messenger RNA, 2183 nt
Organism: Carassius auratus (goldfish)
Lineage: Eukaryota; Metazoa; Chordata; Actinopteri; Cypriniformes; Cyprinidae
Product: lactosylceramide 1,3-N-acetyl-beta-D-glucosaminyltransferase A-like
Exons: 2
Coding region: 417-1568 (383 amino acids)
Biological process (GO): protein O-linked glycosylation
Cellular component (GO): Golgi membrane
Molecular function (GO): N-acetyllactosaminide beta-1,3-N-acetylglucosaminyltransferase activity
Source: RefSeq, a predicted model, not a curated record
CAAGAACACUCCCGUUCAAAUACAAGCUCAUUUAGCAGCUACACACUACUUCUUUCUGUACAGCUGCAACAAUACGAGUGCAGUCCAGGGUCCAAAAACUAUUUUUUAUACGUUUACUACAUCAUGGAUGCGCCACAGUCUCAAUGACCACAAAUACAUUAAUGCCAUACAGUGGAUCGUCUUCACUCUGAAAGCACUUAAGGACUAACGGUUUAGUGUAAAAAAUAUAUAUAAAAAAUGGACAAAAAAGGGCGGGUGUUUUGGGUUAACCCUUCUGGUAGGCCAACCCUUCUGCAGUGAGCAACAAUGGAACUCAGGCAAACCCAGUCCUGGAAAAACAUUGAGAGCAGUACAUCUGGAUUGCAUUACUGGACUUGACAAGAAAGAGGGGGUGAGAGAGUGCACAGCCUAGCAGAAUGUUCAUAAAGUUCAGAAGAGUCAAAAAAUUGAAAUUUCUACAGCUUGUCUUGAUGUGCUGUGUCAUGUCAGUCCUCAUGGUUUACUGGGAACAUGUGGACGACCACGUUGUGAGCCAUGUGAAGUCAUACUCCUACCGCUACCUAGUCAACAGCUAUGAUUUCAUCAACAAAAGCCUCAGCAUCAGCCCACAGCAAGCUGCCAGGUUUGGGAGCUACCCAUAUUUGCUAAACAACGAGGACAUUUGUAAAGACAACGACGUGCUGCUUCUUCUCUUUGUGAAGACCUCCCCGGGGAACUUCAGAAGACGACAGGACAUACGCUCCACUUGGGGCAACGAGUCCUACAUAAGUCACAAGCUAGGUGUUGUCAUAAAAGUAGUGUUUGCAAUGGGUGUUUACUCUGACGUGAACUCUGAUAGCUUGAGGCGGAAAGAAUUGCACAAAGAAUUGCACAAGGAGCACAUGAACCAUGGUGACCUGGUUCAGCAGAACUUCCAUGACACAUUCCAUAACCUCACUGUAAAACUGCUGCUUCAAUUCCGCUGGACGCAUGACAACUGCGCCCAUGCCCACUUCCUCAUGUCUGCUGACGAUGAUGUCUUCAUCCAUAUGCCUAAUCUAGUGCGCUACCUUCAGGACCUCAGAAGCCAGAACGUGCGUAACCUUUGGGUCGGCCAUGUGCACAGGGGGGCGCCUCCAGUUCGGCGUAGGGACAGUAAGUACUACAUGCCUUUCGAUAUGUACCAGUGGUCGUCCUACCCAGAUUACACCGCCGGGGCGGGGUACGUUGUCUCUGGCGACGUGGCAGCCAAAAUCUAUCAGGCCACGCUAUCUCUGAAUGCCUCUAUUUAUAUCGAUGACGUCUUCAUGGGGAUCUGUGCCAUUGUAGCGGGCGUCUCACCUCAGGGACAUGUUUAUUUCUCGGGUGAGGGGAAAACACUCUAUCACCCGUGCAUCUACGAAAAAAUGAUCACCUCUCAUGGACACGAGGAAGAUAUCAGGAAUCUGUGGAAAGUUGCAACCGCCCCACAGGUAGAAGCUAUUUCUUCUGGACUGUUUGGGAAACUCUAUUGUACAGCUGUGAAAAUGAAACUGCUCUGUAAGCCGUACUUUACAAACACGUAUCCGUGUAUGGCAGCUUUUAUAUGAUGCACUGUGAGCUUUCUAAAGUCCAAGCAGUAUUUCAGAUUUUUUUUUUUUGUUUACUUUUGCUAUAAAUGUUACAUAUUUUGUAAUUUCCCAAUAAAGUUAAAAGGUAUGUGCCCUAAGAAUGUGUUUUGCACUCAUGCUCUUUUAUUUAUUUAUUUUAUUUUUAAUGUACAGUGUUGGACGAGAGAGUGCAUAUUAUCUACACCACAUGAGUUUCACAAAACUUCUCAAGGUCACAUUUCACAUAUUUCAUUUACCCCAAUAACAGCCUUUUUCUCAAUCUUUUUAUUUCUUUUUUUUUAUUAUUAUUAUAUAUUUUACAGUUACUGGAGCAAAAUGGGCUUGGACAUGUUUUGUGAGACUGAACUGUGCCCGGUUUCUCUUCUGGCAUAGUUUUCGUUACUGUAUAAAACUGUAUUCAGACGAAGAAGGAAGUCUUUUCACUGUAGAAUGCUAUUAGAGAGUGUGGACUUUAUUUCAUGUUGCAAAUGUUAUAAGCUUCUGCUUAAAGUUCUCAAACCUUUGAGCGGACUUGUAAUAAAAUGGUGCUACUUGUAAAGGAGGAUUUUAACAAGUUACAUUUUGCUACAAUAAACCAAAGCCUGAUAAAAUGCA